AUGCCGACGCUUGUCACCGAUCGAUUCACCACUCUUGAUUAUAACGACUUGUCGAAUAAUCAUGUCUUUUUGAAGAGCUACACCAAUGGCGUCUUCGACUACAACAACAAUCAACAUGGCGGCCUUCACGACCACCAGCACGACGGUGCCAAUAACCAUGCCCAUGCUAGGCAGCUGAUUGGCAAUGCGCUUCGCGAGCGCGUCGAGAGCAUUGACCAUGAAUACUGCGAACCCGGCGAUGAGGACACCUUCUUUGUGGCUGAUCUCGGUGAGGUCUACCGCCAACACCUGCGCUGGAAGCUGAACCUGCCGCGCGUCAAGCCGUUCUAUGCUGUGAAGUGCAACCCCGACCAGAAGCUCCUUGAGCUGCUGUCCGCCCUCGGAACGGGUUUUGAUUGCGCCUCCAAGGCCGAGAUUGAGCAGGUUCUGAAGCUGAACGUCGAUCCGUCCCGUAUCAUCUAUGCCCAGCCCUGCAAGACCAACUCGUACCUCCGCUACGUCAAGAACAACGGCGUCCGUCAGAUGACCUUUGAUAACACUGACGAGCUCCGGAAGAUCGCGCGUUUGUACCCUGACGCUGAGCUCUUCCUGCGGAUCCUCACCGACGAUUCGUCCUCGCUGUGCCGUCUCAGCCUGAAGUUUGGAGCCUCGCUGGACUCCACCGAUGAGCUCCUGGCUCUCGCCAACGAACUGGGCCUGAAUGUCGUGGGUGUCAGCUUCCACGUCGGCUCAGGUGCUUCCGACCCGGCUGCGUUUCUCAAGGCCGUCCAGGAUGCCCACACAGUGUUCCAGCAGGCUGCUUCACACGGCUUCUCGCUUAAGACGCUGGAUGUCGGCGGAGGCUUCUGCAGCGACAACACUUUUGAGCAGAUGGCCGGUGUGCUACGUACCGCUCUCGAUGAGUACUUCCCCGCUCACUCCGGCAUCAACCUCAUUGCGGAGCCCGGCCGGUACUACGCGUCGACUGCCUUCACCAUUGCCUGCAACGUCAUCGCCCGGCGCAGCAUCGAGGAUAUCGCAGCCACCAGCUACAUGCUGUACGUCAACGAUGGCCUCUACGGCAACUUCAGCAGCAUCAUGUUUGACCACCAGCACCCUGUGGCCAAGAUUCUGCGCUCCGGAGGUCAUACCGUGUACGACACCCCCGCGGCUGAUGCCACCGAGGACGGCAUUGAGUACAGCAUCUGGGGCCCGACCUGCGACGGCAUCGACCGCAUCACCGAGAGCAUCCGGUUCCCGCAGCUGCUAGACGUUGGCGACUGGCUCUAUUUUGAGGACAUGGGCGCCUACACCAAGUGCUCGGCUACGACGUUCAACGGGUUUACCAACAAUCACGACGUCAUCUACGUGUGCAGCGAGCCCGGCGCCAAGGCGCUGCUGGAGCUGCAGUAG
This is a messenger RNA of Dichotomopilus funicola, 1392 nucleotides long. RefSeq names its product pyridoxal-dependent decarboxylase. Lineage: Eukaryota; Fungi; Ascomycota; Sordariomycetes; Sordariales; Chaetomiaceae. Gene Ontology annotation, molecular function: ornithine decarboxylase activity. The coding region runs from base 1 to 1392 and encodes 463 amino acids. The transcript is spliced from 2 exons. Gene Ontology annotation, cellular component: cytoplasm. The record is from RefSeq and is a predicted model, not a curated record.